UCGAAUGAGAGAAUGGUCAAGCGACGAAUCGAUAAAAUGCAACUUUCGGUUUUACAGUUUUAAUUUCAGUUUUGAGAGAGCGCGUGGAGAACAAACAGCUGUAUUUUAUCGUUAUUUCACAGACAACAGAGACACAUAUGCUCUAUUUCCAAUGUGAUUGAGGUAUUUUAGAGACCUUUUGAAAAGUGAUCACUAAGUCGCAAAUAGCUUAUAGAGGCGCAUCGAACGGUCCAGCAAACGCCUAUGUUUACAAAAUCGAUUAUGGAUCAAAUUUUCACUUGAAUAUUUUACAGUUUUUUUGUGAAAUUGGAUGCUGGAAAAUUUGGUUCUUUGCAAUUUUUAGGAGUAUUGAAAUGGUUUUCGAUUCAUUAAUUAGGCUUUUAAAUUGAAUAAAUAAAGUGUUAAAACUGUGAAUUUCUGAUUCGAUAAGAUCGCCAAAACCUAUCAGCAACGAAAAAAGUUUCUUCAAUACUGAUUUGAAGGGUUUAAUGAAACUACCAAGAAUGGAAUAUGUUCCAAAUAAAGACGACACCGAAAUGGUCUCCAAAGUAAUUAGUUUUGAUGAGGUUGUUAAAACAUCAAUUGAAACAUUCCGUAACACAUUCGGUACCGAUCCCGACAUUGCCGCAUGUGCACCGGGCCGUGUCAACUUAAUUGGAGAGCACGUGGACUACAACGAUGGCUACGUCCUGCCGAUGGCGUUACCGAUGGUUACCGUCAUUGUUGGCAAGAAAAACUCCACCGCUUCGAGCUGUGAUGUGCAGACUUGCUUCGAGGGCAUACAGGAGCAAACGAGGGCACAGUUCGAUAGUGCAAACAUUGCUAGAGGAGUUCCAAAAUGGCUCAACUACGUGAAAGGCGUGAUGUUCAACUUUGGCCGGCCUGUGCCGGGUUUCAAUGCGGUUAUAAACUCCAACGUUCCCGUCGGUGGCGGACUGUCCAGCAGUGCUGCUUUGGAGGUGGCGACGAUAACGUUUCUGGAACAGUUGACCGGCCAAAAAAUUGCAAAGUCGAGCGAUAAGGCACUCAUUUGCCAGAAAGCGGAACAUACCUUCGCCAAUAUGCCCUGUGGAAUCAUGGACCAACUUAUCUCGGUUUGUGGCCAACGGAACCGGGCUCUGCUGAUCGACUGCCGAAGUCUCUCCACCACCCAGAUUCCGUUCGAGGCAGCCGGACUGGCUGUGUUAAUUUGCAACUCGAGCGUGAAGCAUGAACUGUCCUCCAGUGAGUAUCCGGCCCGGCGCAAACAGUGCCAGGAAGCCCUACAACUGAUGGGACUCGAAAGCUACCGGGAUGCCACCGAGAGGAAUCUAGACGCUUUGAAGGAUGCUGAUGAGGUGCUGAUGCGAAGGGCCCGACAUGUCAUCACCGAGAUCAAGCGUACAGUCGCUGCUGCCGACGCGUUGAAGGCUAACGAUUUCCAGAAGAUGGGAAAAUUAAUGACGGAGUCUCAUAAAUCGUUGCGCGACGAUUUCGAAGUGUCGUGCCACGAGCUGGACAUUCUGGUGGAAGCGACUCUGGGGGCACCGGGCGUCCUGGGAACACGUAUGACUGGUGGCGGAUUCGGUGGAUGCACCGUGACUCUGCUGCUAAAGGAAUCCAUCGAGGACGCUGUCAAGGAAAUCGACACAAUUUAUUCGCGCAAAGUAGGCGGCAAAUAUCGGGCUCGGUUCUACCUGGCAGAACCGGCUGAUGGUGCGAGAUUGAUUAAUUUAGAUCAUUACUGAAGGGGAACUGGGAAGAACAGUGGCAACGUCCAGAGACGAGAAACCUGCUGCUUGCCACCGACGCCGGCCGGGACGUGCUGACUUGCCAAUGGAACGAGAUCAAUGGGGCUUGAUUGGGUACAAAUCGAAUGAAAGUUGGCGGGGCGGAUGUUGCAAAUGGAUCGGAUCGUGUUUUGCUGUAUGUUUGAUGAUGUGAGUUUUUUUUUCUGUGUUGAAACAUAAAAUCGUGGUUUUGUAGUUUUAUGUGAGUGCAGCAAAAAAAAAAAAAGAUAAACUUUUACCACUUUUUGUGUUAAUAAACUAAUUGCAUUCUA
Malaya genurostris is the source of this 2041-nucleotide messenger RNA. Its product is annotated as galactokinase-like. The coding region runs from base 489 to 1727 and encodes 412 amino acids. Gene Ontology annotation, biological process: carbohydrate phosphorylation; galactose metabolic process. The record is from RefSeq and is a predicted model, not a curated record. Gene Ontology annotation, cellular component: cytoplasm; cytosol. The transcript has 8 exons. Lineage: Eukaryota; Metazoa; Arthropoda; Insecta; Diptera; Culicidae. Gene Ontology annotation, molecular function: ATP binding; galactokinase activity.